CCGUCGUCCUCGACCGCCUCCAUCACCCUCGACCGCCUCAAUCGCCUGCGCUGAGCGGUGAACAUGGGCUCGAGAUCAGCCAGUCCGUCGGUCGCCGCCACCGUCAAGUGGGUGGCUUCCAAAUCCAGCUUCGUCAAUCUGCCCUUUUCGCUCGCCCAGAGCUUCCACAACUCCUCUGCCUCGGCCGGCUCCAUCUUCCCCGCCAUCCGCAUCCAGGCCUCGUCGCUCCAAGCAGAGGGUCGGAAGACCGAGACGAAGGGAAGUCGAGACAUUUAUGUAUCAUGGGCCGGCGGAUCGUCAUUCUCCGGAUCGUCGUUCCUGUCCAACUCGGAUGUGCUAGAGAUCGAUUCGGUUUACGGCCAGCUCCUCGGCCUCCAUGAGGGCCAAAAGGUCAGCAUCGCCAUCUGUCCGCCUCCAAAAGCAUGCAAGUCGGUGUCCGUUGAGCCUUAUUCCGAAGACGACUGGGAGAUACUGGAACUGCAUGCGUCCUAUCUGGAGAAUGAAUUCCUGAACCAGACUCGUGUCGUUGUGCCUGGGCAGCCUUGUGUCGUUUGGGUUCAUCAAGCAACACCAAUCCGGCUGAAGAUCAUAUCGACCGACACUCCAGGCUCGUUCUCGAUCCUUGGAAACGACACCGAGCUCGUCGUCAAGCCGAUGGAGCGCCAAAAAGGCAUCAAGCCCAACACAACACCCAUGUCGAAUCACAUCUAUGGUCCGGAGCUACGCUUGCGCCAUCUGCCUCGGUCAGCCGACGAGUACGACGACCUUGGCGGCACCACAGCACUCGUCUCUCCCAAAGACUAUGGGGCUGUCUCGGUGUCGUCGAGCCGUACAAACUGCAUUGCCCGUAUACGGCUUAUCUUGCAGAGGCCCACAAGGCCGACCGAGGGCCAGGGUGAAGCCCCGAGACCGUCAGGCAACGGAGACUCCGAGCCACAAGCCGAGUCUUCUGGAUCCAGAUCCGAGGCGCGGCGUCUCCUCGAACAAUACGUUGUUCUGUGUCCGUCCCGAUCAGUAGCUCCGGGCCUCAUCGUUCUUUCACCGACGGUGCAAGCCAACUGUGCCGCCCUUGCCUUUGACAGAAUCAGUGUGGCAGUCAUCCAGUCAAGUAUCUCAGUACCUUCGCCGAUGCCAACGCUCAUCGUCUCGCAUCACAUCGAAGGCGACAAGCUCGCAGUGAGCUCCACUGGCGCCGGUGCUAAUCUGGUUGAUCCCAAGCGCCGUUUCACCGCGUGGCUUCAAGAUACAGUGGCCAAGUCGCUUUUUAUCAUCAACCACAGAAUGACUGUCAAUUGCAUCGCACCAUCACAACACUGUCUCGACGAGGAGGGAGAGGCGGCGACUUGCAGGUUCACGCUGAGUUUCCAGCCCGAAGAAGGAUCGAGUCUCCCUGAUUUUAUGUUGAUUGACAAGGAUAGCCAUGCCAAGCUUGUGCUUCUCCACACUACCGACACCAAGAGCGUACAAACCGAAGAAUCUCGAGAACCUGUCCGCAAAGAAAGUCACGCACUUGUUCUCGGCGGCGUCGAUCCCAUUCUCCUCCAGCUCAACCAGUUUGUCCGGCUCGGCUUGUAUGGAAAGGACCUAACUGCAGUAUGCCGGGGCUACUGCCCAGCGUUUCUGGUCCACGGAGGCUCAGGGCACGGCAAAACGUCGAUCAUGGAGUAUAUUGCAUUCCAGUCCAUGAAGGAGCUCGCUGUCUAUGAUCUGUAUCUUGACUGCCGAGAGAUUGUGCAAGAAAGUACACAAUCGAUCGAGCGUCGUCUUCGGCAGAUAUUUGCGGAUGCCCUCUGGCGCGCACCAAGCCUGGUAUUGCUGGACAACAUCGAUGUCCUGGUCCCAGCCGAGAAUGAGCAGCAACAGCAUGCGCAACCUAGCAGCAGAUCGGCGGUUAUUGCCGGCUUGAUUCUUAGGCUCGCCUCCGAUUAUUCCACAAUGGGCAUCAUGCUUGGCGUAUCGUCGCAGCACAGCGACACCAUUCAUGGGCUCUUGGCCAAGUCGAGCCUCUUUGAAGAGCAGAUUCAGAUCGUUACUCCGAACUUGAUCCAGCGCGGGGAGAUUCUCAAGGCACUGCUGGCUCGCCACGGGGGAUCGAUGCCAGAGGAGGCGUUCCGGUACUUUGCCAGCCAGACCGAAGGAUAUACUCCCAGAGAUCUACAUGCCUAUCUCAACUGCGCCGUCCAUCAGAGGGAGAUUCGUACUGCAGGCGAUCCGGGCAGUGGCGACGGGCAGAUUAGCGUCUCGGACCUCCAGACUGCCAAAGCUAACUGGAUUCCAUCGGCGUUGAAGAGUGUCAAGCACGAGUCGUCAGUCUCUUGGGAUGAAAUCGGCGGAAUGGACGGCCCGAAGCGGGUCCUGAUGGAAACACUCAAGUGGCCGACGCUGUUUGCACCCAUCUUUGCAAAGUCUGCGCUGCGCCUGCGAUCUGGACUUCUCCUCUACGGAUAUCCUGGAUGCGGCAAAACUGUGCUGGCUUCAGCGGUUGCCAAGGAAUGUGGCCUGAACUUUAUCUCUGUCAAGGGCCCCGAACUCCUCAAUAUGUAUAUUGGACAGAGCGAAAAAUCGGUCCGCGAUCUCUUUGAGAGAGCCCAGGCAGCCAAGCCGUGUUUGCUCUUCUUUGACGAAUUCGAUGCCAUAGCCCCUCGCCGCGGUCAAGACACAACAGGCGUGACUGAUCGGGUUGUCAAUCAGCUCCUGACACAGAUGGAUGGCGCCGAGGGUCUGUCAGGAGUAUAUGUCUUGGCAGCGACAAGCCGACCAGAAAUGAUCGACCCGGCGUUGCUUCGCCCUGGACGCCUCGACAAGACCGUGUUCUGCAACCUGCCAGACGAGCAGGAGCGCCUGUCCAUUCUAAAGGCUGUUUGCAAGAAACUGCAUCUUCACCCCUCCGUGGAUCUCGAGUCGCUCGGCAGCCGCACCGACGGAUUCACAGGCGCCGAUCUCCAGGCCCUUGUCUACAACGCACACCUGGAAUCGGUCCACACAGUGCUCGAUGCCAUCCAGGUCAGCAAGGACGACCGGGCCGCAGGACCGGACACCGAUGGCUCAAAGUUCCUCAGAUCCGACGAGGCAUCUGGUGAUGAGACAGCGACUCAGCUGGCAUCGAUCAGGGCCAAUAUGGGUCAGCGGAUGGGCUCCACAGCCUCGAAGGGUACCAAGCCCGAGAGCAUGACCAAAGUAUACGUCACCAUGGCGCACUUGAACAGCGCCCUUGCGACCACACGCCCUUCGCUCGAGCCUCGCGAGGUGAACCGUCUGCAGCGAAUCUACAGCGAGUUCCAGAGUGGCGGCAUCGCCGUGCCAGUGGGUCAGAAAGUCCGGAUCGCAUAGCCAGCGAGGCACCACAAUUGGCAUGCUAUGAAACGAGACGCGCUUUGUGUCUCGCAAUACAUUGCGUCGCCUUAA
This is a messenger RNA of Polychytrium aggregatum, 3405 nucleotides long. Its product is annotated as P-loop containing nucleoside triphosphate hydrolase protein. Gene Ontology annotation, biological process: protein import into peroxisome matrix. Gene Ontology annotation, cellular component: peroxisomal membrane; peroxisome; cytosol. Lineage: Eukaryota; Fungi; Chytridiomycota; Chytridiomycetes; Polychytriales. The coding region runs from base 64 to 3330 and encodes 1088 amino acids. Gene Ontology annotation, molecular function: ATP hydrolysis activity; ATP binding. The record is from RefSeq and is a predicted model, not a curated record. The transcript has 19 exons.